AAACUGUUAGCAGGGAAAUGCGAGUAAACCCCGCGAAUCCCGCCAAGAGCGAAUUUCUUACUACUCGCAAGUUCCGCCGCGCCAUGUCCGCAUCAGCGCGCGCCGCAUCUCUCGCUUGCGCUCCGCUUCUCCGCUCCCGCAACAUCUGCACGCUUCCGCUAUCCCCUAACCUCGCUUUCUCCCCCGUCCCCUUUUUGCGCGCGUCUCUGCCUGCGCCAACUAGUACCACCUUCCGCGCACGCAUUCACGCUGCGGAAAGUCCGCAUCUACUGAGUCAGUCUGGGCGCGGCGCAAUAGUCGACCGUGUUUUGUUGCGCGGAAGCGCUCUCUCCCCACGCGUUCCGCCAGCGGCGGAAGGCUUGCGCGGAAUCUGCGGGACUUCACCACGCUUAGCCACAUCCGCAGCUGCUGGUGCCGCCCGUCGGGGGAGCCAUCCGCUGAAGGCGGUGAUGGCGCAAGCGGGGAAUGGUGGAAGCGGAGAGCAGGGGGAAGCUUCGGGGGAGCGGAAUGUUGCGCCGUUCGGGGCGUGGGAGUCCCCCAUCGGCGCGGAUAUGGCGAGCGGCGCUAGCCUGCGGUUCGGCGGGGCGAUGGUGGAUAGCGAGGGGCGACUGGUGUGGGCGGAAGGGCGGCCCACUGAAAAGGGUCGGGUGGUGGUGGUGAGAGAGGGUACACGUGGCGCAACCCCAUUGGACAUCUCCCCUCCCUCCAUGAAUGUGCGAUCUCGCGUGCACGAGUACGGCGGGGGGGCCUUUCUGGUCGCCCCCUCUCCUCCUCCUGCCACUUCGGAUGCCACGUCAGCAGGUUGCGGUGUGGAGGGCGAUCUGCUGAUCUUCUCCAAUGGAUCCGAUCAACGGCUGUACUCGCUCCAGCUGACAUCCAGCGGUCCAGAUGCAGCCGAGGCAUCCCAUCCCAAACCGCUGACCCCUGUUGUUGAGCCGCCUGGCACUCUGCGAUUCGCUGACGGGCGGCUGGACAUGCGGAGGCGGCGAGUGAUCUGCGUUCAGGAAGAUCAUCGCCCUCCAUCAGAGACAGCAGCACCCAGCGAAAGCAGCGGCAGUGGUGGAACAGAGGAGCAUGGGGGGCAUGGGGAGCCGAGUAACAUGAUUGUGGCAGUGUCUCUGGAUGGGGAUGGGCCGGAAGCUCCCCUGAUGCUGGCAUCAGGAGCUGAUUUCUAUGCCUCGCCGCGCGUCAGCCCAGACGGCACCCAGCUGGCAUGGGUGGAGUGGAGCCACCCGCACAUGCCAUGGGAGAGGAGCAGAGUGAUGGUCGGCACGUUUGGUGAUAGCGGCCUCCUCUCCUCAGUGCAGUGUGUGGCAGGAGCGGACGAUUCCAUAUUGGAAGCACCCAUGGAGCCCCUAUGGUCUCAGGAAGGCGAUCUCUACUUCCUCUCAGAUCGCUUUUCGGGCUUCUGGUCUCUGCACCGAUGGAACCCUGCAUCGGCUACAGUAGAGGUAGUUGCAGAGAUGCCGAAGCAAGACGGUGCCGAACUGAUGGUGGAGGUUGGGGGACCCCUCUGGGUGUUUGGCAAUGCGAGCUAUGCGUUUAUACCUGACAGCCCUCACCACGUCGCUGCUAUAUGCCAAGUGAAGGGGCAGUCUCAGCUGGCCAUCAUCAACACCCUCACUCGCUCCUUCACACUCACUCCUCCCUCCGACCCUCCUCUCACCCAGAUGUCACACCUGGUGGCUGGCAAGGAUCGUCUGUUUGUGUGUGCCGGCGGCCCCUCCACUCCCCUUUCCUUCUACGAGCUGAAGCCAUCUCCGGACAUGGCAUCUCUGCAUGUCCUCCUCCCCCCGAUCCGAGCAUCAACCGCCAUCGACACUGCCUCUCUCACCCCCUUCCUCUCCUCGCCUCAAUGGAUCGAAUUCCCCACCACCACCCCUGGGCAAGAGAACACCCACAGCGUAACCCCCCGCACGGCACACGCUCUCUUCUACCCGCCAAAGAACGGGAAUUUCCGGGGUCCUGAUGGAUCCCUGCCCCCCUUGCUGCUCAAGUGCCAUGGGGGACCCACGGGUUGCCUGGACUCCGCUCUGCGCCUGCCGCUUCAGUUCUGGACGUCAAGAGGCUUCGCUGUUGUGGACGUCAACUAUGGCGGCAGCACGGGUUAUGGGCGCGAGUAUCGGGAGCGGCUGCAUGGGCAGUGGGGAGUGGUGGACGUUGAUGAUGCAUGCAGCUGCGUUGAGUACCUGGUCCGUUCAGGGCUGGUCGAUGGCUCCAAGGUGGCGAUCGACGGGUCGUCGGCAGGAGGCUUCACCACCCUCUCUGCCCUCACAUUCCGUUCAGUCUUUAGAGCUGGGUGCUCGUUAUAUGGGAUUGGCGAUCUGGAGGCUCUGGCUCUUAUGAUGCACAAGUUUGAGAAGCACUACACCGAUACCCUUGUUGCACCCUACAGCACGCCUGAAGGAAAGCAGCUAUACCAGGACCGGUCACCAAUCAAGCACGUUGACAAGCUCGCAUGCCCUUUGCUGCUGCUGCAAGGACUUAAAGACCAGGUUGUGAGCCCUGACCAAGCCCGUGCCAUGCAUGCUGCAGUGAAGGCCAAGGGUCUGCCCGUUGCUAUUGUUGAGUUCCCAGACGAAGACCAUGGCUUCCGCAAUGCAGACAACAUCAAGGCAGCAUUGGAGAUGGAGCAUGAGUUCUUCUGCCGUGUGCUGCUCAAUCUGCCGCUUCCUCCCAGCAAGAGGCGGCUGACCAUUGCCAACUUCGAUGAGGACACCUGAACAGUAAUGGCCAUUCCUAGACCUCGUCACCUCGCAUCAGAGUCCUGAGUCCAGACCCACCUCACAUUUGAUGUACAGUACUGGGCGGUUAAAACUUUUGGCUCAACAGAGAGUUUCAGCUUGGUGCGUCACAAUUUUGACUUUAGGUGGGGUCUGACACGAGGGCUUUGGAAUUCGCUGACUAUUGUUAUUUGGUAACAUGGCAGGCAAAUUGAGUGUAUCCAAGCAGUGUGGCAUAGUGAAAGCUUCUCAGCCGACCA
Closterium sp. NIES-67 is the source of this 2983-nucleotide messenger RNA. Lineage: Eukaryota; Viridiplantae; Streptophyta; Zygnematophyceae; Desmidiales; Closteriaceae. The record is from the annotation of a GenBank genome assembly.